Messenger RNA from Salvia hispanica, 2073 nucleotides. Lineage: Eukaryota; Viridiplantae; Streptophyta; Magnoliopsida; Lamiales; Lamiaceae. The record is from RefSeq and is a predicted model, not a curated record.
AUGGGUUGUUUGACAUUCUCAUCGGGAUUAUAUGCCAACCUUUUUACAUUCCUGAGAGAUGAGUUCCAUUUUGAAGACAUUGAUGCUGCUAAAAUCACCAACUAUGUCAAUGGAAGCAUCACUUUCAUCCCUAUCUUCGCUGCAAUCAUUGUUGAUUCAUUUGCUGGCUGCUUUUCCUACUUACCUUAUAGAAGAACUCAGUUGUUACUUUGUUCAUUUUUAAUAUUGAUUCUAAUUUUUUCAAUUAAUUUAAAAUUGAAAAUUAGCGUUUAUGCAACAAUCGUGGUUGAUCAGUCGACGAGUGGUGGUUUCAGAACCGUACAAGCCGCCAUUAAUUCCAUCCCUUCCGGCAACACCAAAUGGACUACCAUUGAUAUCAAAAAAGGCACUUACAGGGAAAAAGUGUAUAUUCCUAGUGAUAAGCCAUUCAUAUUCCUGAAAGGAGCAGGAAGUAAAAACACCUUCAUUUCGUGGAAUGGUCAUGGUGCCAUUAACGAAAGCGCUGCAUUCACAUCUAAAGCCGACAACAUAGUUGCCGAGGACAUAUCGUUCAUUAAUACUUACAACUUUCCCCCAAAGGACAAUAAAAAUGGGAUGGCUACGGCGGUGGCAGCUCAAAUUCAAGGUGACAAAGUGAUCUUCUACCGUUGUGGAUUCUUCGGAUUGCAGGACACAUUGUGGGAUGUUCAAGGCAGACAUUACUACAAAAGUUGUACCAUUGCUGGUGCCGUAGAUUUCAUAUUUGGUGCUGCCCAAUCCUUGUUCGAGAGUUGUACUAUAUUAGUAACUGCAGGGUCCUUAGACGGACCGGGAUACAUCACAGCUCAAGGGAGAGAGAACCCUAACGACAGGAACGGGUUCGUGUUCAAGAACUGCAACAUAGUUGGGGAGGGGAAGGCGUAUCUUGGAAGGCCGUGGAGAGAUUACGCUAGAGUCAUAUUUUCCAACACGCAAAUGUCCGAUAUCAUUGUCCCUGAAGGAUGGGAUGCUUGGAAAAGCGCGGGCAAAGAGAAUCAAUUGUUGCUAUCGGAGUAUAAAUGUUGGGGCCCAGGUUCAACGAAUUCGAGGAGAGUCCGGUGGGCGAAGAAGCUGAGUGAUGAAGUGGCUAACAAGUUAGCAACAUUGUCCUUCAUUGACAAUCAUGGAUGGAUUAAACGAGCCGCCGACAUAAUCGUGGUUGAUCCAUCGAAGCGCGGUGGUUUCACAACCGUACAAGCCGCCAUUAAUUCCGUCCCUUCCAACAACACCAAAUGGACUACCAUUGACAUCAAACCAGGCACUUAUAGGGAGCAAGUGAUUAUUCCUAUGGAUAAGCAAUUCAUCUUCCUGAAAGGAUCCGGAAGUAACAACACCUUCAUUUCGUGGAAUGGUCAUGCCGACAUUAACGAAACUGCUACUUUCAGUUCUGAAGCCGACAACACAAUCGCCAGGGAUAUAACGUUCAUUAAUUCCUACAACUCUCCCCCAAAGGGUAAUAAAAAUCCCUUAGUGCCGGCGGUGGCAGCUCGGAUUCAAGGCGACAAAUCGGCCUUCUACCGUUGUGGAUUCUUCGGAUUGCAGGACACAUUGUGGGAUGUUAAGGGCAGACAUUACUACAAAAGUUGUACAAUUGAAGGUGCCGUAGAUUUCAUAUUUGGCGCUGCCCAAUCCUUGUACGAGGGUUGCACCAUUUCAGUAGCUGCAGGAGCUGUAAACGGACCGGGAUUCAUCACAGCUCAAGGGAGAGAGAAACCUAACGAUACGAACGGGUUCGUGUUCAAGACAUGCAACAUAGUUGGGGAGGGGAAGGUGUUUCUAGGAAGGGCAUGGAGAGAUUACGCUAGAGUCCUCUUUUACAAUACACUAAUGUCCGACAUUAUUGUCCCUCAAGGAUGGGAUGCUUGGAAUAGCUCCGGACGGGAGAAUCAAUUAUCAUUUUCAGAGUAUAAAUGUAGCGGUCCAGGUUCGAUGAGUUCUAAGAGAGUGGGAUGGGCGAAGAAGAUGAGUGACGAAGAGGCUAACAAGUUAGCCACCAUUUCCUUCAUUGAUAAUCAAGGAUGGGUUGAUCAAGCGUUUAAAGUUCUGGGCCCUUAG